AUGGUGCAGUGGAAGUUCGUAUAUGGACUUGCAGCACUGAGUGUCGUGGGAUUAAUCAAGGGCUCGCCGAUGCAGGAAGACGAUCAACUCGAUGAGAAUACGAGAAAUGACGAAUGCAUAUCGUUGGGUGCAGAGGAUUUUACUGGCGCCGGUAAAGAGAUAUCAGGUAAACCUAUUACGGUCCCAUGUGCUCCUGGUGGUUUCCAAUCUGCACCACCAAGUCGUCGUCGCUUGGAGGUGUCGGCGAGUGUAGAUAUAAAGAAACUUGAGGCGUACUUUGGCACUAAGCUCGAAACGGACCUUACGAAACUUUCCUCCAAGUGUGCACGCCAUCCGACUCCGUGGCCAAGCGGCUACUGGCCAGCGUACGCUGACAGCAUCAACUUUCUAUGGAACAAGAAGACAAAUAUCAGUGCUUCAGAGAAGUACGCAAAAGCUUUUGGACACGACGUCAAGACUUUUAUGGAUGAGGUCUCAUCCACAAGGGGAAUCGACUAUAUGAUGAAGAUGAAAAAGAAACCAUGCACCACUAGAGCUGAUUGCAAGGAAGUUGGUGACGACAGCUUUUGCGGCAUACGCGCUGGAAAGAAGAAAGGCUACUGCAUUCCAAAGUGGCCUGGCAUUUGCCACGCUUGGGCGCCUGCCUCCAUUUUGGAACCUGAACCAAUUUGUCCAGUCGAGCACAAUGGCGUGGUAUUCGAGCCGUUUGAUAUCAAAGCCUUGAUUACUAUGACAUACGAUGGUUCCAAGAUCCCCACUAUCUUUACUGGGAGACGCUUUAGUGGUAAUGACACAAGGGAUAACGGCAAGGACCAAUAUGGCCGCUUCUUAGACGGAAACCGUCGUGACAUCAGUCCAGGUUACUUCCACAUUGCCGCUACAAACAUCUUGUGCGGUUUCCAAUACAGCUUUAUAAUCGAUAUUUCCGCUGGCAACGAGGUUUGGAAUCAGCCUGUGAGCAGCUUUGAAAUCACCCGUAUGUCCUGGAUGACCCCCACUGACGCUGCCAAGAAAUACUUCAAGGUCGACAAGUAUCCGUUCAAUGACGCCGCUACUAAUAUGGCCAUUGUCACAAGUCGCUUAACCUGGAUCGCUGAAACUGGCGAAAACGGGCCUAUAGUAUCCACGAGCAAGAUCAACAAGUACAAGACCACUGCCGAAUACGAGUACAUUCUUGAGUUAGACGAUACGUACCAAAUUCUAGGCGGCGAGUGGCUCGGUUUGUCCUCGGAGAACCAUCCCGAUUUUCUUUGGAUUCCUACCAGGAAGCCUGACGACGCUCUCGUAACGCCCGUGGGAUUGGUGUACGCAGAAAUUAAGAAAUUGCUUACAAAAUCUAUUCAAGGCGACUGUCAGUCGACGUCCACUGAUACGCAGAAGCCGGAAACAAAUGAACGAGCAAAUCCUGAGUCUCGUCAGCAGAAGCUCCUACAGAUGUCCCUACAGAAGCUUCCCCUGCAGAAGCUCCGUCAUCAGAAGACUUCCACGUCAUCAGAAGACCUCCCGUCAUCAGAAGACCUCCCGUCAUCUGAAGCCUCCCCGUCACCAGAAAACUCCCCGUCACCAGAAGCCCCGUCAGUAGAAACGUCCCCUGCAGAAAUGCCGUUAGCAGGAACUCCGCCAACAACAUGA
This is a messenger RNA of Peronospora farinosa, 1632 nucleotides long. NCBI's taxonomy places the organism in Eukaryota, Oomycota, Peronosporomycetes, Peronosporales, Peronosporaceae. The record is from the annotation of a GenBank genome assembly.